Molecule: messenger RNA, 2292 nt
Organism: Brassica oleracea var. oleracea
Lineage: Eukaryota; Viridiplantae; Streptophyta; Magnoliopsida; Brassicales; Brassicaceae
Product: ubinuclein-1-like
Exons: 13
Coding region: 106-2100 (664 amino acids)
Cellular component (GO): nucleus
Source: RefSeq, a predicted model, not a curated record
CCCUAACCUGUCGAGUGACAAGCAUCAAACUUGGCUCCUGAUUUGAUUCUUUCUCCAAAGUCGCGUCUUCUCCGAUCUGGCCUCUGACCCGAACCCAAUCACUCCAUGGGGGAACACAAGGCCGCCACCGACGGCGAGUCGUCGAGGACCUCGCCAAAGUUAUUAGCUGCCGCUGAUCGGAAGUUACUUAAGGUGGAGCUCCGGCGAGGCGAGACGACGUACGUCUCGUGGAAGAAGCUUAUGAAGGAGGCUAGCAAGGGUCAUGGUUCAUCGGCGCCCGACCCCGACUCGGUACCUAAUGCUAACCCUAAUCUUGAGGCUCACCUUGCACCGGGUCCACCAGCAGAAGGUGAAAUGGUCGACCAACCUCAUUCUAAUCGUUUUAACGCCGUUAUUGAGAAGAUCGAAAGGCUCUACAUGGGGAGAGAUAGUAGUGAUGGGGAAGAGUUAGAUGGUGCUCCGGAUGAUGACGAGUAUGACACUGAAGAUUCAUUCAUCGAUGACGUUGAAUUGGAUGAGUAUUUUGAAGUUGAUGAUGCGAAAAUUAAACAUGAUGGGUUUUUUGUCAACAAAGGAAAGUUAGAACAGAUUGAACCGUCCACAGCAACAAUGUCAAACCAAAAGCCAAAGAAAAGGCAAAGGAAAGAGUCAGCAAAACCUCCCGGCGAUGUUGUUGAUGUAUCCAGAAAACAAGCCAAGAUAGCCAAGACAGAUGGGGGAAGGGUAGAUCAAUCAGCUGCUUCUGGGCCUUCGCUGAAGAAAAAAAUCAGUGAUUCAAAGACAGUGCAGGAUUCGGUUUCUCCUUUAAAACCUCAAAGUGGCAAUGACUUGGAAAAUGUGAAGCAUAGUGAUAAAGCGAAUCUGCUGAGAAACGCCCUAAGUCCGAGGUCAAAGGCAGCUGAAUCUUCUGGGGCCCUUCAUAUGAAGCACAGCAACAAAGGUGCUCAUCAGCUAUCUAAUUCCCUGCCAGGGAAAUCUGGGCCAGAUGUUUUGGCUAAAUCAACAGUAGUCCGUCAGAAGGAAAACACUGACAAUGCAAUAUUAAGCAGACAAUCUAUUCAGAGAAAAGGCGGUUCUAAUGCCAGGCCUAAAACCUCAACACUUGAGAAAGCCUUCAGGGAAUUGGAGAAGGUGGUCGCUGAAUCAAGGCCUCCUGCUGCUGCCACUGAGAAUCAAGAUGCUGAUACCUCCUCAUCCCAAGCAGUGAAGAGGAGAUUGCCAGGAGACGUUAAAUCAAAGCUUGCUAAAGUUGCUAGGAUUGCGCAGGCGAGCCAAGGGAAUGUAUCAGGAGAGUUGAUCAAUCGUCUCAUGAGCAUUGUCGGUCAUCUAAUACAAGUUAGAUCGCUGAAGAGGAACUUGAAAAUCAUGAUUGAUUCCGGAGACUCUGCAAAUCGAGAGAAAGAUAACAAGUUUCAACGUAUCAAGAAUGAAGUUGUUGAGAUGUUAAAAACACAAGUUCCAUUGAUUGAGUCCCAGGCAACCAAUCAGGAAGCUGGAACAUCAGACGAUUUUCAAGAUGUUGGUCCACCUACGAAGAAGAAGUUUGUCAUGGAUGCAGCGAUGGAGGACAAACUAUGUGAUCUAUAUGACAUCUUCGUUGAUGGAUUGGAUGAAGAUUCAGGUCCACAUAUCAGAAAGCUUUAUGCAAAUUUAGCUGAACUAUGGCCAAAUAGGUUAAUGGACAAUCAUGGGAUCAAGCGUGCCAUUUGCCGGGCAAAGGAAAGGCGGAGAGCAUUGUAUGAAAAUCAUGGGAAGGAUGUGGGUCAAGGGAAGAUGACUAAGAGGAAACAGACGCUACCAAAACCAGAGGGUACUACUGCCUAUCCCGAGAAGGCUUCAAGUGUUGGAGAUAAAACAACAGGUGUUGUUGUCCCAAGCGCAACCACCACGUCCUUAGACACCACUCAACCUACAGUUGACAAAUCAAAGCAGCAACAUGAGAAACUGAAGGGAUCCUCAAGCUCUUCAGCAGAAGCAAAAGCAGCCAGAAAAAAGACAGAAAAGGCUGUUGAAGUUUCUCACUUGGCCACAGAGAAAGCUAUUGUUCUUGCUCUGAAGCAGCAGACACAAGCUCCCCCGGACCUGAACCUGCCAAGUUAAAGCACUCCGGCCUAGUUUCUGUAGUUGAAGCCUGGCUCUAGCCUUGCCUUUGUUUGUAACUUUAAUGUAUCUUCUAAUUUUGCGUCUAGUCAUAAUUUUUCCGAGUGUAUUUUCUUUGAAGUAGGAGAGGAAGUCCUACUUCCUCUCUCAUGUGUACAAAUUAUCAAGUUUUUUUCAAAAGAAGCUUGUUUU